AUGGCAUUAGAUGGUCUGGGACUGUUGGAGGAGUUUACCUUUGAUGGACAGCAAGACACCAUCAACUUUGGCUAUCACGAAUCGAACAAUUUCCCACUCGCUCUGCAGACCAAGCCCGGCGUCCAUUUAACGGUAGAUGAAGCAAUCCAGAGCAUAAGAGCUCUUAGAGAGUCCGGGAAACUCGCCGAGCUACUCAAAGCUCAUGGCGGUGCUGCAUUGAUCCGUGGUUUGCCAAUCACUACACCACUCGAGUACAGCCUGGUCGCUCAUGCAUUCGGGCUUGCUGCCCACGAAGAAGUGGGUCGGCCACCGUUACGAACGGUGUUGGCCAAGAACGUGAAGACUGCGAACGAAGGCCCGCCCGAGCUACCAAUAUGGCCGCACAACGAAUACGGAUGGAGCACGAUCAACCCGGCCUGGCUUACUUUCUGCGCACUAGAAGUGCCACAGACGUGUGGUGCAACGCCAAUAACCUCUAGCAUCGGCCUGAUCAAGAAACUCGAGGAAGAGGCACCAGAAUUCUUGAACAAACUUAGUAAGCAUGGCGUACAGUAUACGUACCGAUAUAGCAGGAAAGAAGUUGUCAGCACUGUUGGAGCUACGGUAUUUGCAGCAUAUGGACAAGAAACCACAUCCAGUGAUGACGAAGCCACCAUCCGGACGAAGGUGGAGAGAGAAGUGAGGCGGCAUAGCAAUCGCUUCGUGUGGCACGACGAUGGCAGUCUAAGCGUUACACACAUCGUGCCAAUCCUUCGCAAACACCUUGAUACAGGCUUCACGACUUGGUUCGGGAACUUAACGUCCGCCUACGGGCGAAGCAGGCAUCAUGGUGCGACUGAACCUCCAUAUCUCGGAGACGAUGGCGGCUAUCACCCAUUGCCACUGUACGGAAAUGGUGAAGCCAUCGAAACGAAAUAUCUUGAACUCUCUCUGAGCAUUGCCGAGUCCUUGCAAGUUGAUGUAGACUGGCAGAAAGGCGAUGUCGUUCUCCUUGACAAUUACGCGGUGAUGCACUCCCGAAAACCUUGGACCGGAACGCGAUCUGUUCUGGCUGCACUUUGGGAUGAGGGAGGCCGAAUUGGAGACACCCUUGAGGGCACGGAGAUUCUGAGGUCGAGCCCGAGGGAGCCAAUUAUCGCGGCAGCAUGA
Cyphellophora attinorum is the source of this 1149-nucleotide messenger RNA. Its product is annotated as Clavaminate synthase-like protein. Gene Ontology annotation, molecular function: oxidoreductase activity. The transcript is spliced from 3 exons. The coding region runs from base 1 to 1149 and encodes 382 amino acids. The record is from RefSeq and is a predicted model, not a curated record. NCBI's taxonomy places the organism in Eukaryota, Fungi, Ascomycota, Eurotiomycetes, Chaetothyriales, Cyphellophoraceae.